GUUUGUGUCAGUUUUUGGUGGAAGAUAAAUUGUGAUAUCGUUCGGAACACUGAUCAGGGCGAAAUUCCAUUCCAUAAAUUGUGAUAGAAGAACGACGUCCACUCUGAUUUCUAGAUUUUGGCAAUAAGAAUUAGAAUUUUGGAAAUCACUCUUUCGUACACUGACUGAUCUCGUUUCUGCCUAAAAAUGUCGUGGUUUUCGCCGUCAAAAACAUCGCCCUUUUCGUUGUGCGUGGCAGCAGCGGUUUUGCUGGCCUCAGGUGCGCAAGCCUUUGCAAAAACGAAAAGGGUAGGAGGCGAAGCGUCCGUUUUGCCUGAAGAUCCGUUUCUACUCUCGUCUCUCGUCGAGAAGGAUGUGGUGGAUGCUGUACAAGAUGAACAAACAGGAAGUUGUGAAGGUCAACAUGUAAAAGGCUCUCCGACAACUCGUGAACAAGAACAACAAGGACGCCACGUAGCCCCCCUGCUCGAGCAACCAGGACAAAUGCAUCAACAUCAAAAAGUAGUGGAAGGAGCAGUUGUGGCAGACACCAAUGAUGAUAGAGAUAUCCUCGUGCUUCCUUCCUUAUCAACAUCUUCGAGAGAAGCUCCUAUCAUCUCAAAAGAAGCAGAGCCGACUGUUGUGCGACUGUUGAAGCGUAUUGAGAAGCUGCAUCAAAAUGAAUUGAGCUUAUCGCCAGCAAUGGCGGAAGCUCUUAGUUAAGGCGCCACUCGAUCAGUCAUCGUUUUGAGAUCACAGUAUGUUUCAGAAGAACAAGCCACUUUCUUAAGAAUACUACAUUGUCGUAACUUCUUUUUCAAAGGAUGGUAUCGAUGGUCUGUCUGGGAGAUGACUAUUGGGUUGGAGCGCUAAGAAAAAGAACUCAUUUCGUACUUCGAAGAAGGUAAUGGCACAGAAGAAGAGCAUCCUGACAAGGAGAGGCAUGCAAGUAGAAUGUUCCUCCCAGCGAGGUGGACGGUUAACGAGUCGUUUCUUGUAGAUGACGAUGAAGUUGCAGAAGAGAGCAUCACCGACGUUGGAGACUGGACAAAUACUUAUAGUUGCCCGCACGUAUCGAGGAUACCGGAUUUUUACGGAGCUCAACAUUUUCACAAGAGCUCGAGUACGGAACUAGCAGAGGGAGAUGGACAGGUUCAAGGCUUACGGGAGGAACCACAAGUGCAAGGGCAAAACGAAAGAAAGAUCUGCGCUACAUUGUCUUUGCUUUGGUCCCAGCUGCUCAUCAUUGAAACUGUACUCUUUCGAGUGAGUGACGGCCUCUUGGACCACAAGAUUACCAACAUCAAGCGGCACAUGCAGGAGAUGAAUGCAAUCGAAGAUGAUGCAUCUAGAACGGCCUUCCCGUCGGAUGGAGGUAUAUCAUACUACUGGAAUCGUUUCCGAGAGGCAAGUCCCUCGUUUCUCCCGCCAUUUCCAUGGGGAGGUAGUCGUAAUGAGCAGGCUGUACAAUAUGCAACGAGCAGCCCGGUCUUGGACCAACAUGCUCUGGACGGGAAUAGCAGUGCUCAGCAUCGACAGGUGAUAGAUACACCGCGUGAUCAGCAGGAUGAUGUUCUGAGUUUCGCAGGUGUUGUAAAUACAACAACUAAUCAAGAAGUGGAGCAGGAGAAAAAACAUGAAGAUUAUGUUCUCGACCACGAAGUAGUUCUAGGACGAAGUCAUGAUUUUGCUGUUGGCGAAAAAGAGCAAGAGUGUCCUUCUUAUCUUCUUCUUUCACCAAGUUUGGAAGUAGAGCGUGAGAAGUUGGCAGCGUUUGAGGCCGACAGGGAGGAAAGGCGUGUCGUGUACGAAAAAACACGACUGUUCGCAGAGCAAAAGAUGCGCAGAAGCUUAGUCGAUGACAAGAAACUGCUCACGAUUAUCAACGAGCUACUACAAAAAGAAGCUACGGGAAUGAACAUGAAGCUCCUGCCAGCAACUAGUAGAAGUGGUACUUCAGCAGCAGGCGGAGCAGCAGCAGGAGGAGGACCUCCAACAUCUUCAACGGGUGUUGCUGAGAAUGAUGUCGUAGAAUGUUCUUCGUCCACGGAAUCCAAAAUCCUUAUAGAUGUCUUUGGAGGAGGACAUGAUGGCACCAGUGGCGGCGGUACGUACUCCUCACACGCCCUUUGCGCAUCAGCCACGACAAACGUUUGGUCUAGCCUUUCAUCGUGGAUCCCGACUGCACUCUCGCCGUCCCCGCGCGCUCAACAACAAAUACUAGAUGUAGGACGAGAUGAGAACCCUGUUAGGACGAACAAGAAAAUGUCUGGAAUUAAAAGCAGCCCGGCAAUUCCUUCUUAUACAGGAGGUCGAGGUGGUGGCGGUCGUACUAGAAGAACUGUGACAAGGACAUCUGAUGACGUUCAUGAAAGAAUAGACGAAGAGGAAGACGAUGGCCUUUCAACGUCCAAAUCCACACCUAGCUGUACCAGACGUAAGUCAUCUCUCCGAUUUUUCUAUGCGGAGGAUGGUCCGGUGACGCAACGAGUGAGCGAGUAUCGCACUGCCUUGAGGUCAGUAACGACAGUGGCAGCGCUGGGUGCCAGAGUAGUGAGUCAACGGGCCUCACACGCCACUGAACACGUGUCACACACCGCAACGGACGGCUUUUUCUGCGUAAGCCGUGUGGCUCUUGCUUAUCUUUGUUCGAGCUCGUUGUCAUGGGGUGGCGCAGGACAACAAGAGCAGAUCUGUCAAGACCCAACUUUUUAUCAUCAAUCAGUCGAAGUUCAACAUGGUGAAGCUGUUCCUGCACAACAACGACAAGGGGUGCUCCGGGACGAACGCGAACAGCAUGCAGUGGUUGGCGUUGUAUCGCCAGGCUCUAUGCUGGCGCACCAGAUUGGGAAUGUGGUGCUGGAUAGUGCUCACGGUCUCACUUCUCGUACAAUUUCUUAAGGGGAUAACUUUUAUUUCAUGUUGAUUUUUAAUACCCGGUACCAGUUGCAUGAACAACUAUCAUGAAGAUGUGAGUACGAUUUGUACAGGUGUCUUGACAAGCAAUUAGAACCUCCCUCUUUAGUUAGUGCAGAAGCACUGUUCAUCAACGACACCACACUCGAAGAGUCACUUAUGUACUAUUUGCUCAAGAUUCACAUUCAGUCAGGAUACGGAUAAAAAGGAACAAAAGGAGCUACCAAUAUUAUAGUUCUAAAUAGCGCACGGCCAUCACUGUGCCCGUUGGGGUAUCGAAACGGCAGCAAUUGCGGCUCCGGUUCUCGUUGACUUCGCCUUGGUGGCGGCGGCAAGAAGCCUUGAUGUCGUCCUUGCAGCGGCCAAUAGUGGCGUCGAUGAAGAUGAAGAUCAUCAUGAUAUUGUCAAAGACGAUACUUGUGAACGCGAUUAAUAUGGAACGGAUGCCUUUCCGUCUUCCGCCAUUGAGUUUGAGUAUUUUUAUGACUGCUAAAAGCGAAAACCUCUACUACUCGUUUUGUUCAUACGGGCACUCCAUCACGACGAGAGCAUAGCGAACGAAGGCAAAAAAGGAUGAGCUUCAGUUUGGUGGCAGGCCAAUGAAAACUUUAACGCUACUUCCACUAAGGCAGAGAACGUGGUGAAAGUAAUUCACAGUCGCGUCACUUUCACACGUUGUCAACACUUUUCUAUGUACUAUGGACGUUUAAAUUGACUAAAACUCAUUUUUUUUGAUACCCUACCUGAGCAAGCGCCGUGUGACUCGUGUAAGUAAGUAUUUUUCAUGUACUUGUUGAAGAUUCAUGAUACAUGUGGAAGAUUUCCUAUGAAGCAACUGAACAUCAAGAAACAAAAUGUAAUCAUCUACACGAGGACGAGGAGAUACCGAUAUAAUCAGGGCUUCAUUUUCUUUUAUUGAAGAAUGACUUUUCCCGGUUUAUUUGAUGGGCGGACGAGCAUGGAAUCAUCUCAGCCAUUCUUAGUAGAUG
Molecule: messenger RNA, 3884 nt
Organism: Amoebophrya sp. A25
Lineage: Eukaryota; Dinophyceae; Syndiniales; Amoebophryaceae
Source: the annotation of a GenBank genome assembly